AUGAAUCCUAUUAUAUCGGCUGCUUCCGUUAUUGCUGCUGGCUUGGCCGUAGGGCUUGCGUCUAUUGGACCUGGGGUUGGUCAAGGCACUGCUGCAGGGCAAGCUGUAGAAGGGAUUGCACGACAACCAGAGGCAGAAGGGAAAAUACGUGGUACUUUAUUGCUUAGUCUGGCUUUUAUGGAAGCUUUAACAAUUUAUGGGCUGGUUGUAGCAUUAGCGCUUUUAUUUGCUAAUCCUUUUGUUUAA
Molecule: messenger RNA, 246 nt
Organism: Cajanus cajan (pigeon pea)
Lineage: Eukaryota; Viridiplantae; Streptophyta; Magnoliopsida; Fabales; Fabaceae
Source: the annotation of a RefSeq genome assembly